Messenger RNA from Botrytis byssoidea, 2265 nucleotides. RefSeq lists its product as uncharacterized. The record is from RefSeq and is a predicted model, not a curated record. Lineage: Eukaryota; Fungi; Ascomycota; Leotiomycetes; Helotiales; Sclerotiniaceae. The transcript is spliced from 3 exons. Bases 1 to 2265 code for a protein of 754 amino acids.
AUGGACGAAUCCAGAAAAGUCAAACCCACAGCGAAAAAGAUCGACCACCUCAUGGGGGAGAUGAAACUUCUCACUCAAGAAAUGCUUGGGCGCGAUGCAUAUACCAGACGCAAUGACUAUGAAUUCGUGGAUCAAAAAAGUCUAGAAGAACACAAUGUCGCUGUCGCAGGUUUGGGAGAUCGAUGGGCUCGUGCUACGGCUACCCUCAAUAAAGAUGAGCUUGCGGAAAAACAAAUCAUCACCGAUAAAUUUUCAAUAAAGCUGCAAGUACUUGAGGCAGAUUUUGACAAGCAGCAAGAUGAUCUGGAUGAAGCUUUGGACGAGAAGAACGAUAGAAAUUAUAAGAUAAUUCAAGAGGAACAGGCCAAGACUUUUUUGCAAAAGUUCGAAGAAAAAGCCAGGGAUAUCUUACUUUCGAAGAGCCCGGAACAAGAAAAUGCCAUUCCCACGUUGGGUUCCGACCUUGCGAUCCCUGGCACAGCCACUGGCGCCGCCGUUGAUACCCCAUCUACCAGUUUCGCUGGUGAAUCGACGAUGCCUGUGAGUCGAACUGAGAGAGUGAUUCAGGGUCAAUAUCUUGUGGCGAGCUCAGAUGGCAAACAGUCACUUUUCGUGCAUUCUCCAGAGUUUGGCCCCAGGGUUCCUUCAACUAUGGGAGCUUCAGUGGAUUCUUAUCGUAUGACUGCAAGCCUUGGAUUCAGACCAUCUCGAACUGAUGAUCACUCGAUUAAGCGUCAAAAGACUAAGGCCUUUCCAUCUACCUUGAUUGAGAGAGAGAGAAGUCCUUCAAUGAAUGAUGCACCCUAUCUUCGAGACCGUUUAGGCAUUCAGGUUCCAACACAAUCGUCCAGCAUGGCCUCUAACAAGCCUUUUGGCUCUCGUGCUCAGUCCUGGCUCCCCUCUGUGGAUACCGCAGGCCGAGAUUGUGGCCUUGGCAGGGAGAAGGCAGCAAUUCCUCGGAAUGAUUUUGUGCCACGAAAUUCGGCUUCGACUAGAUUUCAGCCAGCUUUUACGCAGCAACCUUUUGCUAGUAGACGCAUAUUGGACUUUUCAAACGGCCCUUCUGCCUUUGCACAAAUCGCACGUCAAGGUUACUCAUCGUCACAAAUCAGUAGCCCUUUCAUGGGCGCCUCCAGAUAUGCAUUGUCGAACGCUGGACUCACCGACAAUGCCUCAAGAAUGGGAGAAAAACAACGCACCGGUUACCGCCAAGGCCAAUUGAUGACGCCCUUGAAGCGAAAGGCAUUGGACGUCAAUUUGAGCGAUCUUUACGAUGAGACAUAUACCUCGAGGACUGGAGCCCCGAUUCAAAUCCAGAAAAAGCCUGAUGGGGUAUCUAAAUUUCGAGCAGUACGCCCGAGUGCAACCAAUUCUUCAAGUGCCAGCGGUGCGAGUAGGAACUGGAGUGGCCAAGCCCCCCAAUUUGGUCGGCAGGAGGGUAUCAAGGAGGAGCCAGCUUCAGAAGUGACCGGUGUAUCUCGAUCUAUGAAUGUAGAGUCGGCACAAAUGUCAAUUCCCGUCCAUCAACCUAGUUAUGUAGAGGCAAUGCAAUCAAAGGUCUUGACUCCAAGACAUAGUAAUGUAGGCUCAUCGGGAAGAACAAUCACUGGCACUGGAUCCUCCAGCUCAGAGUCAUCUGGACCAGUAGCUGUUACUCACAAGCUUAGAAUUACAGAGGCUGAACGAUACUUCCUUCUUAUUCCUAUCGAGUAUAUUUCUUACAAUGCUGGCGCCCCAUCUCGUUCCUUCCCUGUUACCUGGUCUGGCAAGAAAGGUAUACACAAUCCUGGGCAACAUUUCGGUCAGAACUAUAGCCUACAAGUGAAGCUCAGGAAAAAUGGAGUCUUGCACCCCUAUGAUGGCGCUGAUGACAAAUCCGCACAGUAUCCCACGUUGGUAGUCGAUGGUUCUUGGAUUCUAGGUGGCUUCUGUCACAGAAAGUCAGGCAACUGCAGAAUCGAGAUUUAUAGGCCGAGAUCGAGUAAGAAGUAUAUGGCGAAACUUGAGGAAGGCCAUGACCGUGUCGAGAUUCAAAGCGCGAGGUUGAGAAUUGUGAUUGCCGAGGAACGAGAUCUUGAUCACUUUCUUCAUUGGUAUAGGAAGUUGAACCCCAAUGCUGAAAUUCGUCCCGACGAUCGCCUUGGCUUCGUCCGUGGUUUUCAUGAUGAGCGCGGUGAAUCCGACCCGGAAUUGAGAAGAGAGAUCGAGGACAGAGCUCAAAGAUGUGCACCUGUCGCACCUGUUGCAGUCAAUACUUCGGCUUGA